Molecule: messenger RNA, 1364 nt
Organism: Juglans microcarpa x Juglans regia
Lineage: Eukaryota; Viridiplantae; Streptophyta; Magnoliopsida; Fagales; Juglandaceae
Product: probable xyloglucan endotransglucosylase/hydrolase protein 23
Exons: 3
Coding region: 307-1185 (292 amino acids)
Biological process (GO): cell wall biogenesis; xyloglucan metabolic process
Cellular component (GO): cell wall; apoplast
Molecular function (GO): xyloglucan:xyloglucosyl transferase activity; hydrolase activity, hydrolyzing O-glycosyl compounds
Source: RefSeq, a predicted model, not a curated record
ACAGAGCGAAUUAAAGGGAAAUUGUAGUUCGAUGAGUUCCCCUAAAACUACCUGCUAUGAAUAUGAUAACAAUUGAUUAAAUUAAUAAGCAAUGGGAAGGAAGGAAGGAAGGUGGGUGUGUAUUGGAGGACCCAAGUUCGUGGUAGCCCACUAACCCUUUACGUUGCUGCCACAACCAUCCACUUUACAGCUCACUUUUCGCUUGCUUAAAACCAUCCAAGUCUCUACCAUCCCACAUAUUACUUGGUGGUAUAUGUAUUAAUAUUCUAUAUAUUCCAAUUGCUUUUAGGCCGUAGAACAUCAAAUAUGGGUGUCAUUGCUUCAAAUGCUUCUGCAGGCCGACUGCAAAUCUCUCUUCUGUUUUGCUUUUUGGUGGCUGCUUUUGCCGGUCACUUUUACGAUGACUUUCGCAUAACCUGGGGAGAGGAUAAAGCCAAGAUACUUAACAAUGGAGACCUUCUUACUCUUUCUCUCGACAAAAUCUCUGGCUCGGCCUUCCAGUCCAACAAGAAGUAUCUUUUCGCAAAGAUUGAUAUGCAGAUCAAACUUGUACCUGGCAAUUCUGCUGGCACCGUCACUGCCUACUAUCUGUCCUCACAAGGGCAAUACCAUGAUGAGAUAGACUUUGAAUUCCUCGGGAACUUAAGUGGUCAUCCAUACAUCCUCCACACUAACGUCUUUUCUCAAGGCAAGGGCAACAGAGAAGAGCAAUUCUACCUCUGGUUUGAUCCCACUGCAGAUUUCCACACCUAUACCAUCCUUUGGAAUCCCCAACGCAUUGUCUUUUAUGUGGAUGGCAUUCCCCUCAGAGAGUUCAAGAACCUAGCAUGGAUGGGUAUCCCAUUCCCAACAUACCAGCCAAUGAAAUUAUACUCCAGUCUUUGGAAUGCUGAUAACUGGGCAACAAGAGGUGGACUUGUGAAGAUAGAUUGGACCCAAGCACCCUUCAAUGCUUCCUAUAGGAAUUUCAGUGACAGUAAUGCUUGUGUUUCAUAUUGGGGUCCCACUACUUCUUGCACUACUUCAGGGACAAGGGGAGGCUGGUUUUGGCAAACGCUUGAUUACAGUGAUCAGGAAAAGCUCAAAUGGGUUCAGGACAAUUACAGGAUCUACAACUACUGCCAAGACAUAGAGCGGUUCCCUCAAGGGUUGCCCCCAGAAUGUUAUAUUUCUACCGACUACUAGCUGGAACGCUGCGCUUCGUACGUACGUCUAGUUCGAAGCCUAAAUUGAAGUUUUGCUCUUUUUUUGGAUUUCCAUAAUUCCUUACUUCUUUUAAUUUCUUUUUUCACAAUAUCAUGUCGAAUAUCCCCCAAUAAACUCGGCCUGUUUUUACAGUUUACGUACGUGUUAUAUAAUAAUCA